Nannospalax galili (Upper Galilee mountains blind mole rat) is the source of this 4915-nucleotide messenger RNA. RefSeq names its product general transcription factor IIIC subunit 2 (gene Gtf3c2). Gene Ontology annotation, biological process: transcription by RNA polymerase III. Bases 456 to 3977 code for a protein of 1173 amino acids. Gene Ontology annotation, cellular component: transcription factor TFIIIC complex. Gene Ontology annotation, molecular function: protein binding. The record is from RefSeq and is a predicted model, not a curated record. The transcript has 20 exons. Lineage: Eukaryota; Metazoa; Chordata; Mammalia; Rodentia; Spalacidae.
CGCCCGGCCGACAAUUUUUUUUUUAAAGAAAUAGGGUUUCUGGUUCUGUUGCCCAGGUUGAGCUGGAAGUCUUGGGCUCAAGAGAUCUUCCUGUCUUACCCUUCUGGGUACUUAGGGCUGAUGGGAGCUGAUGCAUCCGUCUUUCUCCCUUUUUUUCAUUUUUGGGGGACAGUGUAGCCGAGGAUGUCCUUGAUUGAACUUCUGAUCCUGUUUUUCCCACCUCCAGAGUGGAGGAUUUCAGGUGUGCAUCACACUCUCCCUAAAUGUUUAACCAAGGGACUUAAUGGACAAGGACUACAUAGGAAGGGAAUGGUUGGCUCAUUCCACCCCUUCCUGUUCAUUUUAUACAUCUGGGUAUGGGCAGACCUGGGAAACUUAUACGGCUUUAAACGACUCAAAACUUGUACUUGCUCCUCCUCCACAGUAGGUCAACUCCCAGUGAGGGAGUGGCGCGAAUGCUAAGGCCCACUUUUGGGGUGAGCGUGCCUUCCCAGGAUGGCCUCUUUCUAAGCCCUCUUUCAUUUUCUUCCAGUCUCCGCUGGAAUGAGUCCCGGCUCAUCCCUGCCUGCACUGGUGGCAGAAAACGGAUUGAUCCCCGGGCGGCAGGAAGCGAGGGUUUGUCUCCGCAGCAGUCCGAGAGCGAGGUUUGCGUAACCUGGCACUGCCCACCGCAGGGCCAACAGCUAGGGCGGAAGAGCAGAGCAAAACGCUCAGUGGCGACGGCCAACGCGCUACGCCGGCGCGUCUUCAAAGCUCAGCAAGGCCGCUGGGAAGCCGCGGUGCCGCGCAGGCGCCGACCUCCCCUUCCGGUCGCUGCGCUUCCCAGAAAGCCCUGCAACAUUCCAGCGCCACGGAAGCUGCGGACGAGUUCGCGGGCCUCAAAGGGCUUAGCGCGGAAACGCGCUGCAUUAUGGAACACAGAGUUUAAUAGAAAGCCUGGUCGUGAGCACUCCCGACCGAGUUUGCGGUUACCUUUUCCAGGGGCGGGGGGCGGGGCAAGUAAGAGCCGAUACCGAUUUCGUCAUAAAACAGCGACCGGACAGGCGGCGCCAUCUUCGAACUUGGACUUCCGGAAGGACUUUGGCGCGGGGCAGCCAUUUUGGGGGGUGCUGAUGGAUACCUGCGGGGUCGGCUAUGUUGCCUUGGGGGAGGCCGACCCCGUGGGGAACAUGAUUGUGGUAGACUCUCCUGGACAAGAAGAUCUAAACCAGCUUGAUGUCAAGGCCUCCUCCGAAACCACCAGUGUGGAGGCGUCCAUCGAAAUGUCAUUGCCCGCUCCUUUGCCUGGAUUUGAGGACUCUUCUGACAAGAGGAGGCUUCCUCCAGAGCCGGAAAGUCUUACCAGGCUGGAGCCACAAGAUCUUUCUUCAGAGAUGUCAAAGGUCCCAAACCCUAGGGCCUCAAAGCCUGCCGGAAAGAGAGGUGGUAGGACACCAAAAGGCCCUAAAAGGCCCCAGCAGCGUAAACCUCCAUCCGCCCCUCUGGUUCCUGGUCUUUUAGAUCAAUCCAACCCUCUAUCUGCCCCCAUGCCUAAGAAACGAAGUCAAAAGUCCAAGGGAGACCUGCUACUGCUGAAGUUGUCCAAAGGCCUAGAUCAGCCAGAGUCUCCACAUCCAAAGAGACCCCCUGAGGACUUUGAGACCCCUUCUGGGGAACGACCCCGCCGAAGGGCUGCCCAAGUGGUGUCGCCACCUAACCCAGGCUGGCCUCGAACUUGUGGUCCUCCCACCUCAGCCUCCCGAGUGCUGGGAUUGCAGGCGUGUGCCACCACACCUGGCUCUCCAUCACAUUUUUCACAGACUUCCCCCAGGGCACUUCUGUAUCUUCAGGAACUGGCUGAAGAGCUCUCAACAGCCUUGCCCACUCCAGUGUCUGGUGGUCCUCCUAAGAGUCCCAAGGUGAGCAGCCCCACCAAACCGAAGAAGAUGCGGCAGCAGGCAGCCUGUCAGGGUGAAGAGGACACUACCACUCGGGAUGAAGACUUUGUUCUCCAGGUUGAGGCUGAAGAUGAGGAAGAAAGUGAAGCCCCAAGUGAGAACUCAUCUGACCCUGAGCCUGUUGCACCCCGAAGCACCCCACGAGGACCUACUUCAGGGAAGCAGAAACCACACUGCCGGGGCAUGGCUCCCAAUGGUUUACCCAAUUACAUCAUGGCUCCUGUUUGGAAGUGCCUCCACCUCACCAAGGACCUCCGAGAACAGCAGCAUUCGUUCUGGGAGUUUGCUGAAUGGAUUCCUGUAGCCUGGAAGUGGCACUUGUUAUCUGAACUUGAAGCAGCUCCCUACCUGCCCCAGGAGGAGAAGUCUCCACUGUUCUCUGUACAUCGUGAAGGGAUUCCUGAGGAUGGCACAAUCUACCGAAUAAACAGAUUUAGCUCAAUCACAGCACAUCCAGAGCGCUGGGAUGUGUCCUUCUUCACAGGAGGACCACUCUGGGCUCUGGACUGGUGCCCAGUGCCUGAAGGGUCAGCAGCCUCACAGUAUGUGGCCCUUUUCUCCAGCCCUGACAUGAAUGAGACACACCCACUGAGCCAGCUUCAUUCAGGCCCUGGGCUGCUGCAGCUCUGGGGCCUUGGGACAUUGCAGCAAGAAAGCUGUCCUGGCAACAGGGCCCACUUUGUCUAUGGGAUUGCUUGUGACAAUGGCUGUAUCUGGGACCUCAAGUUCUGCCCCAGCGGAGCGUGGGAGCAUCCAGAAACUCUUCGGAAGGCUCCUCUCUUGCCCCGGUUGGGUCUCUUGGCUCUUGCCUGCUCAGAUGGGAAGGUGCUGUUAUUCAGUCUGCCACAUCCUGAAGCCCUGUUGGCUCAGCAGCCCCCAGAUGCUAUGAAGCCUGCCAUCUAUAAGGUACAAUGUUUGGCAACCCUUCAGGUGGGAUCUGUGCAAGCUUCAGAUCCCUCUGAGUGUGGUCAGUGCCUUAGCCUGGCCUGGAUGCCUACCAGGCCCCACCACCACCUGGCUGCUGGAUAUUAUAAUGGAAUGGUGGUUUUCUGGAACCUUCCCACUAACUCACCUCUCCAACGGAUACGGCUCUCAGAUGGCUCCUUAAAGCUCUACCCCUUUCAGUGUUUUCUAGCCCAUGACCAGGCUGUACGUACAAUUCAGUGGUGCAAAGCUAACAGUCAUUUCCUGGUCUCUGCAGGGAGUGACCGGAAAAUCAAAUUCUGGGAUCUUCGACGACCUUAUGAACCAAUAAACUGUAUCAAGCGCUUCUUGAGUACAGAACUAUCCUGGCUGCUUCCCUACAAUGGUGUCACCGUGGCUCAGGACAACUGCUAUGCCUCCUAUGGUCUCUGUGGAAUUCAUUAUAUUGAUGCUGGUUACCUUGGUUUUAAAGCCUACUUCACUGCUCCUCGAAAAGGCACUGUCUGGAGUCUUUCAGGUUCUGACUGGCUCGGGACAGUAGCGGCAGGAGAUAUAUCUGGGGAGCUCAUUGCAGCUAUAUUGCCUGAUAUGGCGUCGAACCCAAUCAAUGUCAAGAAGCCUGCAGAAAGGAGAUUUCCUAUAUAUAAAGCAGAUCUGAUACCAUACCAGGACAGUCCAGAAGAUCAAGAUUACUCUUCUGCUUCAUCUGAGGCCCCCAAUCCUCCCAAAGCUAGAACAUACACUGAAACCAUCAACCACCACUACUUGCUCUUUCAAGAUACAGAUUUGAGUUCCUUCCACAAUCUGCUCCGUAGAGAACCAAUGCUGCGCAUGCAGGAAGGAGAGGGACAUUCUCAGCUUUGCCUCGACAGGCUGCAGCUGGAGGCUAUUCAUAAGGUACGUUUCAGCCCAAACCUGGACUCCUACGGAUGGCUGGUAUCUGGGGGGCAGUCAGGGCUGGUUCGGAUCCAUUUUAUCCGUGGACUCACCUCCCCGCUGGCCCAUCGUGUGCAGCUUGAAAGCCGAGCCCACUUCAAUGCUAUGUUCCAACCAUCCUUUCCAACUGAAGGGCCUGGUUUCUCUCCAGCCAGCCAUUGCCUUCUGCCCAAUCCCUAGUCUGGUCCAAACAGGACCCUUGGAUUGAAGUCUACCAAGAACAAAUGGUCCCCAUGCAUAGAGCAUAGGAACUGGGCCCUUGGACAGUGAUGGUGCCAGGCCUGGAUCUUUAGGCCUACCUGCCCAGGACUCCUUAAAUCCCUCUCCUUCCACAGACUUCUAUGGUCACAGCCCCCUGCGGGUAGGGGGGCUCUCCCUCCACAAUGAUCCUCUGCCUAAAACCAUGGCUCAUAAGAAACACUCAGGCCUGACCUAGGCUUGGGAGUCAAAUUGCUCAUAUUGAGCAUAUUGUGAAGGAGGUAAAGCUAAGUAAAGGUACUGGGUGUUUUUGAGACCACUUGUGAGUGGGUGUUUGGAGAAUCGGAAAGGUAUCUUCAUGAAGGCUUCUGUAUAUUUCCAGGAUACAAUGUUAUUGCCUUCCAAACUUCUCUUUAGAAUAACCAACACACAGGCCCAAUGGGGGUGACAGUAACUUAUUGUACUGAAGCUGCUCAUAAUACUUCUUUAACUGAGGACCACCACAAACACCCUACCAGUAGAAGAACAGUGACUUAGCUAUUGUUCCUGCUUGUGAAAUAUUCUCAAUCAUUGAUCAUUUGACCCCACUUGAACACUCAUAGAUAGUGGUGUUUUUAAAAACUUUAAAGCUGGUCAUGGUGGUCCACACCUGUAAUCCCAGCAUUUGGGAGGCUGAGGCAGAAGGAUCACAAGUUUGAUUGCAGCCUGGGCUAUAUAGUGAGACUCUGUCUCAUAAAACCAAAAAGAAAAAAAAAUCUUCCUUUAUAUCACGUCAGAGUAUACCUCUAUUAAUUUUACUAGUGGGUGUUAGGAAACCUAAUCAUUCUUCCCUGUGAUUGCCCUUUUAAGUACUUAACAAUAGCUAUCAUGUGUUUUCCAACUCAUUUUUCUUCUAGAUUAAAUAUCUUUAGUUAUUUCAA